UCCGUGGUUUUAAUUCCGGUAAGAUGACGACAUAUGUAUGCUGUUUAGCCUUGGUUGUUAUAACUUUAGGAGUGACAGCAAAUGGUCCUCGUCCGGCAAGGCAAAAUGCCAGGAAAAAUUCCAAUCGAGGCUCUAGAAUAAUUGGUGGAUCGACAUCGCAGGCACAUCAGUGGCCUUUUAUUGCCUCCAUUCAGUACCAUGACGGUUAUCAUUUCUGUGGUGGUGUACUUAUAGGUCAAAAAUGGGUUCUGACUGCUGCCCAUUGUACAGAGGGAUUAAAAUCUGGUGAUUUCCGUGUGGUACUGGGAGAACAUAUAAUUGGUGUAAAUGAUAACACAGAGCAGACCAUUAAUGUUUCAGUCAUACAUAAUAAUCCGUUCUACAACCUACAAGCACCUGAGCAUCUUUUCUACCUACCUUACGACCUAUCAGUAAUAGAGCUAGCACAGCCGGCAGUACUGAAUGGAUAUGUGCGGACGAUUAAUCUGCCAAACUCGUGUGUAGGGUUUGAUGGACAGAUAUGUAAGAUCAUCGGAUGGGGAAGAACUACAAGAGCAAGACAGACUGUCACGUUACAGGAAGGAGAUGUUAAUGUCAUACCAAUAGAUGUCUGUAGAAACACGUGGGGUACUUAUGUAUAUUAUGGAAGUCUCUGUGUGUUUUCAUGGGGAACAACUGCAUGUCAAGGAGACAGUGGUGGUCCUUUGGCAUGUCUUGGGACAGAUGGGUACACUUUAGCCGGGAUAUCAUCAUGGGGAGAUACAGACUGCGGUGAUUAUCCCUCCAUUUACACACAGGUAGCUGAACAUUUGGGAUGGAUCCACGAUAUCAUGGACUACCACGGUUCUUCUUAA
Molecule: messenger RNA, 854 nt
Organism: Mytilus californianus (California mussel)
Lineage: Eukaryota; Metazoa; Mollusca; Bivalvia; Mytilida; Mytilidae
Product: chymotrypsinogen B-like
Exons: 6
Coding region: 24-854 (276 amino acids)
Biological process (GO): proteolysis
Molecular function (GO): serine-type endopeptidase activity
Source: RefSeq, a predicted model, not a curated record